This is a messenger RNA of Drosophila miranda, 402 nucleotides long. RefSeq lists its product as uncharacterized. The record is from RefSeq and is a predicted model, not a curated record. The transcript is spliced from 3 exons. Lineage: Eukaryota; Metazoa; Arthropoda; Insecta; Diptera; Drosophilidae. The coding region runs from base 1 to 402 and encodes 133 amino acids.
AUGAAUCCAGUGUACAUGCGGAUUGUGUGUUCCAUUGUUUUAUUAUUACUGUUCGACAUCGAUGCGGUCGACAGCCGGCUGGAGUUUACAAAUAUAAAAUGCACCGCCCUGGAUAGAAAAUUCGUAGACUUCGAAGAGUGCUAUCUGAAAGCCGCGAAUCGAACCUAUAAAUACAUUUCAAUCAAUGCUGUUCUUCACCAGAAACCAGUUACCCAAUUUAAGGUAAACUUUGCACUGUAUAAACGCUCCAAUGGCCUGCAACCGAUCAACUAUAACACGACUAUGGACGGCUGUAAGGUAUUCGACAACGAGAAGAAUCCGGUGAAUACAUUUCUAUUUGGCUUGUUCAAGACGUACUCCAACAUCAACCAUACGUGUCCCUACAAUGCAAGUAUCUUAUGA